GAUCUGUCGAGAGCAGAGCUUUAUCAUGUUUAUGCAAUCACACGUAUGAAAGAGAGCAUGCAACUAGGCUGGACUGGUUCAUUGGUUGGAGCUUGAUUUAACGGUGGUAUCGGAAGUGUUCCCCGCAGACCUGCAGCCAGGAUGAAUUCCACAUGGAUCGUUUUGACCCUCCUGCUCGGAUUUGCGGUCUACAAGCUGUACACCCCUGUCCCUGAGGCUAUUGAUGAGAAAUUCAAAUUCCGAGCCUUUGUGGCUUUUCAGAGGGUUGCUCUAAUUAUGGGGUCUGUAAUGGGGUUCUUUAAUGGCAAGACUGAUGUGGAAAAUAUGCAAAAGCUGAUCACUUCGCUCCCACAACCGCCGUCGACCGUGGAGGGCUCCAACAUCAGGUCGAGAGUUGUGACCUUUGACGGGGUCAGGGUUCGGCUGUACGAGCCAGUAGACAGAAAGGGUGGGGCACCAGUCGCAGGGUUGGUGUUUUAUCACGGUGGUGGUUACUUGCUUGGCAGUCCGGAAAUGUACAACAGUCUCACUAGAACGAUAGCUGAGGAAUUGGGUAUUGUGGUAGCAUCAGUCGACUAUCGUUUGGCCAGUGAGGAGGCAUUUCCUGCGGCACAUGAAGAUGGCGUGAGGGCCCUGAGAUACUUCCUCAGGAAUGCCGCAGAGUUUGGGGUGGAUCCCAGCCGUGUUGGUGUGGCUGGUGACAGCGCAGGGGGCCACCUAUCAGCGGCAGUGGCCCAGGAGGCAACAGACGACGCCUCCCUCCCCCGCCUCAAGCUGCAGGCCCUCCUCUACCCCUUCCUGCAGUUGCUAGACACGCAUACCCCUUCCUACCAGCAGCACCGCGCCGACUUCGGCCCAAAUGGCGGCGUCGUCACCCGAGAUCUCGCAGGCACCUUCCGCUCGUUCCUCCUCCUCGGGAGACAGGAUGAUGCCCUUGUUGAAGCCAUGCUGCGCAACAACCAUACCUCGUGGGCCUUCAAGCGGUCUAACCCCGAACUCUUUGACCACAGGCUAGUGCCGGAGGCGCUUCGGCAGCAUGAGUCAUACAAAGGCCCCCUUGUCGACGUCGGAAGCGAGGAGAUGUGGAGCAAGUAUAAGCACCUGUUUCUUGACAACCGUUUGACCCCACUUUGGCGAAAGGAUCUCUCAGGCUUGCCACCAGCCUACAUCAUCAGUUGUCAGUACGAUGGACUACGAGACGAUGCAGUCAUAUACGCCGCACGUUUAGAGCAAGCUGGUGUCAAAGUCAAAUUCACCAACUAUUACAAUGGUUGGCAUGGAAUGCUUAAUGGACAGGCCUUCCAUGUUGGCCAACGGGCAUUAAGAUACCUGAUAGCCCAUCUACAAGAAAAUUUGUAGAUCUUGUAGACAAAGGCCUUGCCCAUGUUGUAGUGGUCCAGUGACCAGUCAAACCUGAAAGGUGUGGGAUUAGAGCUACAAGAACCAUGUCUGAGGAAAGGCCAAUCAUGAAAUGUUGAAUACCAGAGAUACAUGUAUAUACAUGUAAUCAGUGAAUGAAGAUAGGUUGCAAUUUCGUGUUCUAGUUGACACCUCUUAAGACUGUCCCAUGACCCCAUGAAUCCAUACCUUGGCCAGUGUAAGACCCACAUGUACAGUCACAAAGCUGGUCAAAAAAAAUAAAACACAAGCAUUCCUUUGUCACUGUUCACCCUGUUACUUGUUGGUCUGGUCUUGUAAUGGUCUCAGUCCACUACAACACUGGUUGCAAGGCAAUGCAGUGUAUCUAAAUGAAGGAAAAAUAUGUGCAGAGGACGUUAUGAUGUGCGGAGUAUUUUGACCGAAUUACAUGGCUUUUCAGUUGACCCCCAGGUGCACCCUCUGUUCUUGCAAACCGGAAGUCCCCCCACCUAGUGGGAAGGAUCAAGAAGGCGUGCAGAUUUGAGAACUCUUCAGAUAAUCCAUGUACAUGUACAUCAGGGAGCACUCAGAGUUGAGGAUCACUGUAAUCCUAAUCUCUUACCUAUAUGAAACACUGUCAUCCAAGAACAUCCUAAAACCAAACAUCCUAUAUCAGAUGGCAGUAGAACUGAGUCUAUAUCUGAGUCCAUAUCUGGACAAAUGGAAACAAGCUUUGCUAUUAAGGUUUUGCCACCUGUGGUGGUCUCUUUGUCUCAUUCAUUGUUACUACAUGUACCUGUAUUUUGCCAUGAGGAGGAAAUAAAUGUAAUGCAAUGUUAGUCCAUGAAGCAAUAGGAUCCAAGAACAUCAUCCCAUCCGGAAACGAGACACUGAUCUGGAAUUGCCACUGUGUCCUCCAGUAUCAUUCCUUACUCUCACCAUGGUACAUGUAGGUAGGGGAAAGGUCUGCCACUUACUACUAACACCACUAGAGGGCGCACCUGGUGGCUGAAACAGCUAGUCUUUACACCAUAACAUCAUCCGCACAGGUUUUUGGCUCUAAAGGGUAUCAUUUCUUCAUUUUAACAUGAAAUUACGGAGCACAAUAGUUCUUGUAGUAUCAUCAUAGUGUGUACUGUAUGUAACUGGCUCCCAUCUGAUUUUUGUGUUCACUUGGCAUUGCCAAGCACUACAUUUCUUAUCCACUGCAGCUCCUGAACAUUUGUUCCUGGCUAAAAUCUACACGUAUAUAAACGACACAGGUGACAAUCUCUUACCAGAAUUUCUUCCAUCAGAACAGUUAGGUGCAUAUUUCAAAGUGAAAAGCCAACCUUUAAUUCGUUCAUUUUUAACAGAAUGUGUUCAUAUAUGAAGAUGUAUGUACAUGUAAUCACACGUAAGAAUGAUGAGCCAAUUUAAUAUGAAUCGGUGCCAAAGUGAUUUGUUUGACAAAUAUUCAAAGUACAUAUGGGAUAUUUAUGUAAAUGUGGUACAUAUGAUAAAUUAUGCACAUGAUAAUGGUAUGAAUAUAGAUUUAUAAACCAUGUGUUUUUUUAGUAGGGUUAAAGAAUUGUAAUUAAUCCUGUGAGGACUUUUUUAAACUAUGAGAUGAGCAGAGUUUGAAAAGCACACAGCAUUUUGUGUCUUAAUUAUUCAGUUGGAAUUUUGCCAACCAAUGUGAGUGGCGCACAAGUAGCUUGAGCACAACUCAGGCACGGAUUCGGGGAUCGAGUUGGGAAGGGGUUUCCCUAUCGGACCAAAAACAAGGAAAAUAGAAUAAAUGAAUGAAAUAACAAUUGUAGAAAUAAUAACAUAAAGAUGGCAUCCUGGAACGGUUUAUUGUUCAUCAAUAAGAUUACAACGUAAUGUCUUUGAGUCAACCCGUCCUGGACAAUCGGGCAUAAAAAAUCUGACGGGUGUGUAUACACCCCACCCCCCUCGUGGCUCCACCCCUGAAACCACUCACGAAUGAAUCUGUAAAUAAUUCUGAUGUCAUUUGAUCUCACAAACAAAUUGCCUUUACUUUUUUGGUUUCUUUCGAUGCUGAUGGAUAGACUGGAGAGUUGUUUUUAUAUUUCUACAGUUGUUUAUGAAAGGUCUACCAUUUGUUCAUUAUCUAAAUUUCAGCUCCUAAGUAAUAAAAAAUCUCAUGUGUGCAAUGCAUCAAACUUGAUCUUGGAAUUUUUACUGUAUGGCAAAUUUGUAUGCCUGGAAAGGAUGCGUUAGGUUGUUUUUACUACUUGGAAUACGGGAGAUUUACAGUUGUGCCUCACCAAUUAGUUUACAUUGCGUUGGCCAAUCACAAUGCGCGAAAUCUGUCGACCCAAUGCGUGUUUGGAAAGGGUCGAUAGAUUUUACAAGCUGGCCAACGCGUUGCAAACUCUUGGAGGCUCUUUAUUGUGAAUCGCUCGUAAUACACCUUUAGUUUCGAGUAACCUUAUUUUCAAUAUUUGUUUGCUAUUUUAAACAGUAUUUUGGAAUCCUUGUAUGGUUAAAAGCCAGCGAGCAAUCUUUUCUGAGAAACGUUUUCAGAGAGCAAAUAUGGUGUCCAAAAUUUGAACAGGGUCGUCUCCGAUUUACAUUUACGGCUCAGCAACAGCACCCUCACGUAUUCGGAUAAGCUUUUUUUGAUGUUUAAAAAGUGUAUAAAUUAUUACAGUACACUUCACUCCAAUUUUUUUUUUUUUCGUGCAUUGAAGAUGAAUGUGAAGGUGUGACAAAAAGGAGUCUAAGAAAAAUUCAUGGCAGGGAACCUUUAACAAAAUUAAGAACAUUUCAAUGUUGGUCUUAGCAAGUUGUAACUUGUAUUCGGUAUGCCUCGAAAAACUUUCAAUGCGAUUCUCGUCAGUGUGUAACUAUCCAAUGAUCUGCUUAUGUAAUUAAUGCCUUAUUAAUGUCAAACAGUUUGAGUUUUAUAAAUCAGAAUUUUUUUGAAAUAAAGAACGAUUUAUUGAUACAGUGA
Molecule: messenger RNA, 4321 nt
Organism: Acanthaster planci (crown-of-thorns starfish)
Lineage: Eukaryota; Metazoa; Echinodermata; Asteroidea; Valvatida; Acanthasteridae
Product: arylacetamide deacetylase-like
Cellular component (GO): membrane
Molecular function (GO): carboxylic ester hydrolase activity
Source: RefSeq, a predicted model, not a curated record